This is a messenger RNA of Opisthocomus hoazin, 5103 nucleotides long. Lineage: Eukaryota; Metazoa; Chordata; Aves; Opisthocomiformes; Opisthocomidae. The record is from RefSeq and is a predicted model, not a curated record.
AUGCACCGCAAGGUUCCACUUCGGAAAAACAACUGGAUGAAAGUUGGGUAUCAGCCUCCGCACUGGGGUGGAGGCGUCAGUUUGAAUUCUGCGCUGCAGGGGCGCAGACCACAGCUGCGGUUCGGACUGACGGGAGCACGAGCAGGAGGUGUAGAAACCCCAGGGGCUCCAGCACCCUCUGCGCUGCGGGCUCGGAAGGCCACCGAUGUGCAAGGCAGCGUCUGCUCCAGCGCUGGGCUGCCGCCGUCCUGCUGCCGCGGAAAGCAGACAGAUGUUCAGCACGUACCCUUAUACUUAGCCUUACAAAAGUUCAAGUACUGCAUCGUUUCUCAGUUCAUCUUAACCACUGGUUCCUGUAUUUGUGGCGACACGGCGACCAGUAAGAGCCCGUUUAAAGAAACCGGGGUUGGCAGUGUCUGUCUGCUGGAAGCGUGCGCUGGCAUUCAGGCAGCGCCUGAGCUUCGACAUCCGGAGAAGGGUCGCAAGGCGGUCUCCUCCCGCGGCGAGGGAGCACCAGAGGCGACGUCGCCGGAGUGCUCCAGCUCUUCCCCGGUCUGGGGCAGGUUUGAAAAGGAAAUGUUUAAUUUAUUUCAAGUUACGGACAACAGAUACAAGAGUAAAUACCGUAGCAUCAUGUUCAACCUCAAGGACCCCAAAAACCAGGGACUUUUUCAUCGUGUCCUUCGUGAGGAAAUCUCACUGUCAAAGCUAGUGAGAAUGAAACCAGAAGAACUUUUAUCUAAAGAACUAUCUGUAUGGAAAGAGAAACCAGCUAAAGCAAUUAUAGAGUCAAGAAGCAAAUCUCAUGAAAUCAAGAAAAUACCUGUAAAACGGGAACACUUGCAAGUUGUAAACAUGGAAGAUUCUCCGCCAGUGUCUGAUUCUGAUGAGCAGCAAGAGUCAACCCGAACUGCACCACAUUUCAACAGUGCUCCGUCUCUAGAUGUUUUUAGUAGUAUGUUGAAGGAUACAACAAGUCAACAUCGAGCCCAUCUUUUUGACCUGAACUGCAAAAUCUGUACAGGUCAGAUUUCAGCAUCGGAAGAUGAAGUACCUCCUAAGAAGAUAAAGUCAGUGGCUUCUGUUAAAAAGGUGGAGGCAAAAUCAAAACCAGAAGUUCAGCCGAAGUAUGAAAGUUCUGCACCGACCCCAGCAGCGGAGUCUGCCAAAGAGGCCGUCUCUGAUGAUGCAAUGGAAACUGAUGCUGGACCAGUAGCAGAAACGGUUCCUCAGCCAGUCGUAGAAAGAACUUACAUUCCUACAACCCAGGGCCAUGACAAUACAGAUUCUUCUGUACCUGAAGAGGCUUCUGCUUUUCCUGCCUCUUGUGCUGGCGGAGUUGUCACAACCGUCACAGUUUCUGGCAGAGACCCCAGGACAGCCAUGAGCAGCUCCUCUGGUACUGUGACACCAGCCCUGCGUCCUGGUCCUGCACCUGACAAAGUUGCAGCAGGGGACACGAAACAUGAAACUUCAAAACCAGUUAUGACUGUCCCCAAAUCAAUAUUGACCAAACCAUCAUCCUCACCAGAUCCAAGAUACUUAGCGGUUCAUCAUUCACCCAAUGUCAAUGUUGCAGAGCCACGAUCGCCUCAAGACAGCGAUACUUCCCUCUUUCUCUCUCGUCUCAACACCAUUUGGAAAGGAUUUAUUAACAUGCAAAGUGUGGCCAAAUUUGUCACUAAAGCGUAUCCUGUUUCCGGGUGUUUUGAUUAUCUUAGCGAGGAUUUACCAGAUACAAUUCAUAUUGGUGGGAGGAUCUUACCGAAGACAGUCUGGGAUUAUGUUGGCAAACUCAAAUCUUCGCUUUCUAAGGAAUUGUGUUUGAUUCGUUUCCAUCCUGCAACAGAAGAAGAAGAAGUUGCCUAUAUCUCUCUCUACUCCUAUUUUAGCAGUCGUGGUCGUUUUGGUGUUGUAGCUAAUAACAACAGACAUAUCAAGGAUCUCUACCUGAUCCCCCUGAGUACUAAGGACCCAAUUCCUUCCAAACUCUUGCCCUUUGAGGGACCAGGUCUUGAGUCAUCUCGGCCGAAUUUAAUUCUUGGAUUGGUAAUCUGUCAGAAAGGGAAACGUCUUGCCACUGGCAUUGAACCAGAAAAGAUAGAGGAAAAGCGAAGCAGAAUUCAAGCACAUGAGGAAAGCGAAACAUCGCUGUUCUCCAAAGGGCCGCUGGCUGCUUCGCAAGAGAAGAAAACUCCCAAAUACACCCUUUAUGCAGGAGAUUCGGCUGUAAGUACAACACCACCUGGAUCUCCUCCACCUCCACCCCCGCCUCCCAUGCCGGACCCCUCAGCAGUUACACCUUCAGUAUUAAAAAUACUGUCCUCGAUUAAAACUGGACCCACAACUACUGUCCCACCACCCGUUUCAACUGCCGCUUCUGCAAGCGUCACUGCUACGCAAUCUUCAUCCUCCAAAACUGCCACACCUCUCGAGCACAUCCUGCAGACGCUUUUUGGAAAAAAGAAAACUUUUGAGCCUCUUGCUAAGGAUUCUGGUACUGCCCAGUCUUCACAUCAGGAAGGUCAAGCUGCCGCCGACAGAGGAGUGUCAGCUGUUCCUUUGUUAGAUCCCAUUGUGCAGCAGUUUGGACAGAUGUCAAAAGACAGAGCUAUAGAAGAGGAGGAGGAUGACAGACCGUACGAUCCUGAAGAAGAAUAUGGUCCGGAGAAAGCUUUUGAAAUGCAGACUGGUGACAGUGAAAAACGAUAUAACGUGGAGAAACCAUCUAAUACAGCAGAAUUAGAGGAUGAGGCCUACGAUCCAGAAGAUGAAACUAUCUUGGAAGAAGCAAAAGUUACUGUUGAUGAUUUACCUAACAGAAUGUAUACAGACACUAAAAGCAAUUCUUUGGAAGCAUCUGCUUCGUAUGUUCCUGAUUUAUCUGCAUCCUCAUCCUUGGUAGAACAGCAAAAAAUGUUGGAAGAAUUAAACAAACAAAUAGAAGAACAGAAAAGACAACUGGAGGAACAAGAAGAAGCCCUCAGACAACAAAGAGCCGCUGUUGGUGUUUCAAUGGCUCAUUUUUCAGUGUCUGAUGCUUUAAUGUCACCACCACCAAAAUCUUCCCUAAUAAAGACUGAAUUAUUCCAUCAGGACCAGCAAGCUGCACAAAAGGUAGAUUUAUCUUCAUCUUUAAAUCAACAAGCACAAGUCUUAAACCAGGGCUGUGACCCAAGGCAGAACAGAGAUCCUCGACAAGCCAGAAGAAUGGCGACAGAGACUAGUGACAAUGCUGAUUCUCGAAUAAAGCCCCAGGUGGUACAGAAUGAGAUAUCCCCAAGAGAAAUUGCUGCAGCAAGUUUUCCAAAUGCUCUGCAGACUUCACUUGGUAAGGAAGAGAAAACUUUAAUUUCUGCUCCUCAGCCUGGUUUUACUGGUGAUAAUUGGGUUUCAAGCGAGAAGGCUUCUAUAGUGUCCCAGAAAGAGGCAUCUAAUGGCAAAUUUGAAAACACUGUUCAAGUUAAUUUGGAAAACAUGAGUCAAAUGGCUGCUGGAGAACCUUCUGCAUCCAAACCUUUACGUAAAGUGCUGCUUCCAACACCUCCAAGUACAUCUUUUCAGCCUAAUUUCUCCACAACAAACGACAGUCAGUCUUUGCAAGAUAUGCACAAAGUCUCGUGGUCAAAUGAGUCAACGGAAAUAAUAGGAAGGGAUUCGUUUUCAAAUACAAUGUUUACCUCUCAGGAAAAGGCAGCUGGUCACUUUGAACCAGGUCUUUCAUCAGUGCAAUACGAUGAACAAAGAAAUCCUCAGCCUCAUCAAUUUGUAGAACAAACUGAAUCUCCAUCAGUUCAGGGUGAGGGUGGACCUUCCCCACAGCACUUUGAAGAAAACCGAGCUGGACCUCCAUUUUCUUUGUCUGGAGGGCCUCCACCACCACUGAUGCUCAAUGCACCUGGAGGACCUCAUGGACCUAAUUUUAGAGGACCGGCACCACAGUUCUCUGAAGAGCAUGAUUCUCCAAAUAACGAUGGGCAAAGAGGACCUCCAUCUGGAAGAUUUGGAGGUCAAAAGGGUCCCAUUCCUUCCUUAUUUUCUACACAGCAUGGACCACCAUCUCUUUUUGGUGAUAACAGGGGCCCCGCCCCUCCUUAUCAUGGUGUUCCAAGAGGAAUGUCACCAUCUCAGUUUGAAGAUCAUCGGGAACCUCACAUGGAACAAAGGGAAUUCUCAGAUUCCCAGUAUAAUGAAAUGAUUAGGCCUCCAGGACAGUUUGAAGGACCAGAUCCACCUCAGUUCAUGGGAAACAGAGGACCUUCGCCUUUUCCUUUUGGAGGUCAAAGACGACCCCCACCAGCCCAAUUUAAAGGACAGAGAGGAGGCCCUCAGUUUGGAGGGCCAAGAGGCCCAGCCCCAAGUCAUUUUGGGGGACCAAGAGGGCCUCACCCAAACCAAUUUGACGGGCAGAGAGGCCCAGCUCCAAAUCAUGUACCUGGUCCAAGAGGACUUUUGCCACAGCCAUUUGAAGAACGCAGAGGGAGUCCACCACCCAGAUUUGCCAACCAGAGAGGUCCAGCACCGCUUCAGUUUGGAGGACCAAGAGGAGCCACACCUGCCCUGUUUCCAGAAGAAAACGAACCUCCUCCUUCUAGGUUUCAUUUCCAAGGUCAGUCACCACAAGGUAUGAAGCCAACCCCAAGACCACUCCUGGACCUUCCAAGCCAUCCACCACCCCACAGAAAAGAGAUGUGGGAGGAAGCUGGACCAUCUGCAUCUCUUUCCACUAUUUCUGGACAAGGAUCUGAGUCAGAAGGGCAGUGGUCAGCAUCUGACUUCCGAGAAGGCAAAAAUCCUGAAUUUAGAGGCCAGGCAUUUGAAGGGAGACAGAGAGAAAGAUAUGAGGGAGGAAAUAAAGACAAGGUUUUAGAUCAGCCAGAGCCUCAGCAAGCAGAGAAAGAAACAGCGCCUAGUUUUAACAGGAGAAGGCACAGCCAGCAGCGGCCAGGUUCCGGGGACGGCGGGGUGCCCGUCGCGGGGAGCCACCGGCUGCGGGUGCCCUCAGACCGUCUCCGCGGGGAAGGCCUCGCGCCCAAGCUCACUUCCACGAAAUCAGGGGAUAGUACCGUCUUCGCCAGACCACAAAAACUGCAACUUUUUUAA